AUGUCGCUCCCCGCUGUGGAUCUUAAGUUCCUUUCGAACGUUUCCCGACGGCUGCAGGAACGCGCUCUCCACGUUUACGUGCCGGGGGAUUCGCGAUCUUCCGUCGCCAUCAUCUUCCGCUUCGGAGAUGACCGGCAGCAGCACGCCGUACGCCGCCUACUUGCGGGUGCAAAGGAAGUGCAACAGGUGUUCCAACGACAUUUAUCGGCUGGUAUAGGUAUGGACCUCCCAUCAACAUUACAAGUACUGCUGGUAAGGCGAUUAGAUUUAGUUAAGGACCGGUGGAGUGGGAGUGUUACGUACCCGGGCGGACGUCGCGACAGGGGUGACGCAGACGACUACAGCGCACUGUGCGCAAGGGUGAAUGAAAUGCUUGGAAUUCCUCUGACUUCCUCAGAGUUUCUUCUUCUUGGUCGUCUCCGUGACUAUCCGAUCCGGAGCCGCCGCUUGCAGUUGGGAGGUAUGGUGCAGUCCCGCUUCGUAUUCUUGCACAUUGGUGAGCUUGCCCCAACACUGCGUUUCGCCUCGCAUAUGGUAGAGGCUGCACGGUGGAUUCCCUUCAGUGCUUUAGAGGUGAAUCAGCGUUGCGCGCGAAGCACCGUGUCUCAUCCGUUAAGGUCUUUUGUCCACCCCUCUGAUGCUGAGACACGUUUGUUAUUGACGGAGCUGUUCCCUCAUGCGUGUCUGUCUUUUCCCGCUGUGCAGGUGCCGGACCAGCAAUGGAAGGUGUGGGGUUUGGCUCUGCGUUCCGCAAGUGAGUUGAUGGCUCUCGAUGACCGCUCAACCGCGGACUGGCCACUGGUAUCAUCAAAUAAUGCCCUCCUACAGCAUUUUGUUAUUGACCCGUUGCAUGGGUACUAUGAACUUCUGUACACUUACCACCGUGUGAGGGGGCAGUGGGGGCGCAAAGGUAAUGAGCUGCGAAACCUCUCGAGGUGCGACGUGAUUCCGCCCACUUGCCACCCGAUUCUUUGGGCCGUAUCGGAUGAGGCGAACCCACGGCACGUUUUUUUUCUGCUCCUAUGUGCAGCCUUUGUGACUAUGAUGGCGUAUGCCAUUGCUACUGUCGUUCAUGGUGCAUGCACUGUGGUCCGCUUGGCUUUUGGUUGUAACGAGGGGGAUGGGUUUGAGAGGACGUUGGGGUAUUGCACAGCAUCAAACAAUGAUGGAGAGGUGUAG
Trypanosoma brucei brucei TREU927 is the source of this 1179-nucleotide messenger RNA. RefSeq lists its product as hypothetical. Bases 1 to 1179 code for a protein of 392 amino acids. The transcript has a single exon. Lineage: Eukaryota; Euglenozoa; Kinetoplastea; Trypanosomatida; Trypanosomatidae. Gene Ontology annotation, molecular function: coenzyme A diphosphatase activity. The record is from RefSeq and is a predicted model, not a curated record.